This is a messenger RNA of Pimephales promelas (fathead minnow), 3750 nucleotides long. The record is from RefSeq and is a predicted model, not a curated record. Lineage: Eukaryota; Metazoa; Chordata; Actinopteri; Cypriniformes; Leuciscidae.
UUUUCAAAGAGCUUCAAAAUCGAGUGAGGCACGAGAAGAAGAACGGCGGUCCUCACAUCCCUAAGAUUCAGGAGAGGAAGAGCAACCGCUUCUCCAUCCCGGAUCUGCCCGGAGACAUGGAGUUUCCCACGGACAGCAAGAGCCGCAAGAAGAUGAAGGCCAACACGGUGUCCGGGGGACGCAACAAGAUCCGCAAGAUGCUGGAGAAGACCCGGUUCAGCAUCCUCCCCCCGAAGCCCUUCAGGGGACUGUUUGGUGACAGUGGCUUGUCCCAGUCUCAGGAUGACAGUGUGGUGGGCACGAAGCAGUGCCGGCACAGCGUGGCCAUCAUGCCGAUCCCGGGCAGCCUCUCGUCCAGCAGCCCGGACCUGCUCCAGCCCGCCAGCGCACUCGACUUCACCAACCCCGCAGUGGCUGGUUUCUACUACAUUCCCGAUCAGGUGAUCCGCGUGUUCAAGGCGGACCAGCAGAGCUGCUAUAUCAUCAUCAGUAAAGACACCACAGCCAAAGACGUCGUCUCGCAUGUGGUGAGCGAGUUCGGCCUCAUCGCAGCUUCGGAGACGUACUCGCUGUGUGAGGUCUCUGUUAGUCCUGAAGGGGUCAUUAAACAGCGCCGACUGCCGGACCAGCUCUCAAAACUAGCAGACCGCAUACAACUCAACGGCAGGUACUACCUGAAGAACAACAUGGAGACGGAGACGCUGUGCUCGGAUGAAGACGCGCAGGACCUGCUGCGGGAGAGUCAGAUCGGGCUGCUUCAGCUCAGCACCGUGGAGGUGGCGGCUCAGCUCUCCAUGAGGGACUUCGGCCUGUUCAGGAACAUCGAGUCCACCGAGUACGUGGACGACCUGUUCAAGCUGGACCCGGGCGGUGGCCAACAUCUGAAGCAGUUCGAAGACAUCAUCAACCAGGAGACGUUCUGGGUGGCCACUGAGAUCCUCCGCGAGGCCAACGCGCUCAAGCGCAUGAAGACCAUCAAGCACUUCAUCAAGAUCGCCCUGCACUGCCGCGAGUGCAAGAACUUCAACUCCAUGUUUGCCAUCAUCAGUGGUCUUAAUCUGGCGUCAGUGGCUCGGUUGCGGAGCACGUGGGAGAAACUACCCAGCAAGUACGAGAAGCUCUUCCGCGAUCUGCAGGACAUCUUCGACCCGUCACGAAACAUGGCCAAAUACCGCAACAUCCUGAGCAGCCAGAGCGUGCAGCCUCCCAUCAUCCCCCUGUUCCCUGUGGUCAAGAAGGACCUCACUUUCCUGCACGAAGGGAACGACUCGAGUGUUGAUGGUCUUGUCAAUUUCGAAAAGUUGCGAAUGAUCGCCAAGGAGAUCCGAAACGUUGUGCGCAUGACAUCAGCCAACAUGGACCCGGCACUCAUGUUCAGACAGAGAAAGAAGCGCUGGAAGAGUUUAGGGUCUCUGAGUCAGGCCAGCACUAACUCCAACCUGCUGGAGGUGACGGCGGGCCACAAGAAGCGUGUGCGGCGCAGCUCUCUGCUCAACGCCAGGAAGCUGUACGAGGACGCGCAGAUGUCCCGGCGGGUGAAGCAGUAUCUGGCACACCUGGAGGUGGAGGAGGACGAGGACAAGCUCCACAUGCUGUCUCUGCAGUGCGAACCGGCCUACAGCACACUGUCGAAGAACCUGAACGAGCGGCGCACCGCUAAGCCGGACAUGUCUCCGGUGUCGCUGCGCUCGGGUGUGUCGUCCUCCAGGCCUCAGAGCCGCGUGUCUCAGGUGCUGCAGGUUCCUCCCGUUAGCCUGUACCCGCUGCGCAAGAAGAGCCUCGCUAAAGACCUGAGCGCCGCCUUCAGUCCCAGCUCGCCUCAGACGCAGAAGAGAGCCGAAGACCCGUCCACCGCCUCGUCCCUGCACUCCAGUCCCACCGGCUCGCCUCAGGGAUCUCCUCGCAAAGCAGGCGCAGCUCCCAGACUGAACCUGUCGGGCUCGUCGUCGUCUCUGGCCGGCGAGGUCACCACUCGGGCGCCCGCGCGCACGUACGGCAUAGGUUACGCCCUGAUGCCGGUGGGCAGAUCUGAGCUGUCCGACUCCAGCGAGAUCUCGUCCCGCUCCAGCAUCGUCAGUAACUGCUCUGUGGACUCCAUGCUCACGGCCAACACCGCCAGCUGCCCGUCAGAGACGCCCGCGCACACUCUCGCAGACACCAGCUCACCUUCACCUCGACCCUCUGGGACGAGGGAGUCCAGCGUGCCGUGUUCGACGAGCGGCGAGGAGCUGACGGUGCCGAAUCACUCCUCGGUCUCUGAGAUGGCCGACAGCGGGCGCGGGAGCUGGACGUCCUGCUCCAGUAACUCCCACGACAGCCUCCAGACUCUCCCCGGCCCGCGCGCCCCCGACCUGCUCACCCACCGCCACACGCCCAUGGGCGGCCCGAUCGCUGAGGUCCCGAUCCCAGACGGCUCCGAGCCCAGUCGGUCCUCGAGCUCGCUGUCGGACACGUACGAGGGAAGCUACGACACCAUCAAACGCAAGAGCGCAGAUCCCGCCGCCUCCGACGGGCAGAACAGCACAGAUCCUGCCUACAAGAUGAUCACGUCCAGCACGGAGAAGGGCCUCAUAGUGUACUGUGUAACGUCACCCUGCAAAGACGAUAGGUUCACGGCGCCGCCCCCGACCCCGCCGGGGUACCAGGGCCUGAGUCUGGGCGACACACUCGUGCAGGACGGAGGAAAAGCCCACGUAAAGCCGCCCGAUUAUAGCGUGGCCUUGCAGAGGUGCAAGCUGAGACACAGCCUGGCCGAGCCCACCCUGUCCCGGCCGCCCAGUGUCGCUCUCCAGACUCACGCCGAGAGCGAGGAGGACGAGCAGGUUUCUGCCGUGUGACCGGACCUCAGCGCUGCACACACACUCCAGAGCAGGUACAGGUUUGCACACGUUAAACAAAGCCGUUCAUGGAGCGACUCGCUGAAGAAAGCCUGUCCAGCCGGACCCGUUCCUCCAAUACCUCUUCUCAUUCACACGCUCGCCGGAGAAACACACACUCGAGUCUCGUGGUGUGUGUGAGCAGGAAUCAGACACAGAGACGAGUGUUUACGGUACUUUAGUGGCGCACAGCUUCCUGUGUGUGUGUGAAGGUUACGCAUGAUCUCAGCAGCGUUCACACACACGUCCUCGGUUUACAGUGUUUCUUCUCGCUGAAAUGCGCAUCACGCUGCGUCUGCCUCGUUUUUUACGCAAUAAUAACGUGUGUGUGUGUGUGUGGACGGACGGCGUCGUCCGAUUGUACAGUCUCAGAUGUGGAUUUGCUACUCCUGUCGGUGUAUAUAGUGAGCGAGAUCAAUAUUGCUUGUCAAGGGAAAAUAUAUUUAUAUGCUAGAUGUGCAUUUUCAGUCCUUGUUAGUUAAUGCUCUUUUGUAUAGAAUGCAACGGUUUGAUAGUUGUUACUCUCUGUUAGCAAACGAACACAUUUGUAUAUGAACUAAAUCUUCGAUGUAUAGGGUUGACAUUAAUGUAUUAUAUUAAGGGAAUAUAACUGGAGUAUUACGUUUGUAUGGUUUGCUUUCCCUGUCCGGACCCAGAUGCUUUUCUUCUUACUGUUGUUUUAUUUUUUGAGUAUGUUGUUUGCGAUGAACAGCAUUGAUUGUAUUAAUGAUAUAAGCAUAAAGGGUUUUUUAAUGUAUGUUUUAUUGUAAAUGAAUGUGAUCAUGUACAGCUGAGAAGAGAGUGCGCUAUAUAAACUGUAUUUUCACUAUUUUGUUGAAAUAAAUCUGGGGUUGUGACCGCUCCAGUUACUGGG